AUGGCGGAGCGCGGACAGCAGCCUCCUCCCGCGAAACGGCUCUGCUGCCGGCCGGGCGGCGGCGGCGGCGGCGGCGGCGGUGGCGGCGGCGGGGGCAGCAGCGGCGGCGGCGGCGCGGGUGGCGGCUACAGCUCUGCCUGUCGGCCCGGCCCGCGGGCGGGCUGCGCGGCGGCGGCGGCGGCGGCGGCGGCGUGCGGGGGCGGCGCGGCGCUGGGGCUGCUGCCGCCGGGCAAGACCCAGAGCCCCGAGUCGCUGCUGGACAUCGCAGCGCGCAGGGUGGCCGAGAAGUGGCCGUUCCAGCGCGUAGAGGAGCGCUUCGAGCGCAUCCCGGAGCCGGUGCAGCGCCGCAUCGUCUACUGGUCCUUCCCCCGCAGCGAGCGGGAGAUCUGCAUGUACUCCUCCUUCAACACCGGUGGCGGCGCCGCGGGCGGCCCCGGCGACGACAGCGGCAGCCCCGGUGGCACGGGCGGCGGCGCGGGCGGCGCGGGCGGCGGCGGCUCCUCGUCCUCGCCGGCCGCCACCUCAGCCGCCGCCGCCGCUGCCGCCGCCGCCGCCGCCGCCGCCGCCGCGGGGGCCGGGGCCCCGUCGGUGGGGGCCGCCGGGGCGGCGGACGGCGGCGACGAGACGCGGCUGCCCUUCCGCCGGGGCAUCGCGCUGCUGGAGGGCGGCUGCGUAGACAACGUCCUGCAAGUCGGUUUCCACUUGAGCGGCACAGUGACAGAACCUGCAAUACAAUCGGAGCCAGAAACUGUUUGCAACGUGGCCAUCAGCUUUGAUCGUUGCAAGAUUACCUCAGUGACCUGCAGCUGUGGAAACAAGGACAUAUUUUAUUGUGCCCAUGUUGUGGCACUGUCUUUAUACCGCAUCCGCAAGCCAGAUCAGGUCAAACUGCAUCUUCCCAUUUCAGAGACUCUCUUCCAAAUGAAUAGAGACCAACUUCAAAAGUUUGUACAGUAUUUGAUCACAGUGCACCACACAGAAGUUUUGCCAACUGCUCAAAAAUUAGCAGAUGAAAUCCUCUCCCAAAAUUCAGAAAUCAACCAAGUUCAUGGUGCUCCUGAUCCAACAGCAGGUGCUAGUAUAGAUGAUGAAAACUGCUGGCACUUAGAUGAAGAGCAGGUACAAGAACAGGUUAAACUGUUCCUUUCCCAGGGCGGGUACCACGGAUCAGGGAAGCAGCUUAAUUUGCUCUUUGCAAAGGUGCGGGAGAUGUUAAAGAUGAGGGACUCCAAUGGGGCCCGCAUGUUGACCCUGAUAACAGAGCAAUUCAUGGCUGACCCUCGCCUGUCACUUUGGAGGCAACAAGGCACUGCGAUGACUGACAAAUACAGGCAGCUCUGGGACGAGUUGGGUGCUCUGUGGAUGUGCAUAGUUUUAAACCCCCACUGCAAAUUAGAGCAAAAGGCAAGUUGGCUAAAACAGCUGAAAAAGUGGAACAGUGUUGAUGUCUGUCCAUGGGAAGAUGGAAAUCAUGGCAGUGAAUUACCCAAUUUAACCAAUGCUCUGCCUCAGGGUGCAAAUGCCAGCCAAGAUUCAUCGAACAGGCCACAUCGGACAGUGUUCACCCGAGCCAUUGAGGCAUGCGAUCUCCACUGGCAGGAUAGCCAUUUGCAGCACAUUAUCAGCAGUGACCUAUACACCAACUACUGUUACCAUGACGACACUGAAAACUCCCUCUUUGACUCCCGCGGGUGGCCCCUCUGGCAUGAACAUGUUCCUACAGCCUGUGCAAGAGUGGAUGCAUUACGUUCUCAUGGGUACCCCAGAGAAGCAUUGAGACUAGCAAUAGCUAUUGUUAACACUUUAAGACGACAACAACAGAAACAGUUGGAAAUGUUCCGAACUCAAAAAAAAGAGCUACCCCAUAAAAGUAUAACUUCAAUAACCAAUCUGGAAGGCUGGGUCGGACAUCCCCUAGACCCUGUGGGUACUCUUUUCAGUAGCCUUAUGGAAGCCUGCCACAUGGGUGAUGACAGCUUCUCUGGGUUCUCAGAUUUUACAGAAAAUAUGGGACAGUGCAAGUCUCUGGAAUACCAGCAUAUACCUGCACACAAAUUUUUAGAAGAAGGAGAAUCCUAUUUAACACUGGCUGUGGAAGUAGCCCUGAUAGGACUGGGACAGCAGCGUGUUAUGCCUGAUGGGCUGUACACACAAGAGAAAGUUUGUCGGAAUGAGGGGCAACUCAUAUCUAAACUUCAGGAAAUUGAACUGGAUGACACGCUAGUGAAAAUUUUUCGAAAGCAAGCAGUCUUCCUAUUAGAAGCUGGUCCAUAUAGUGGUUUAGGCGAAAUAAUCCAUCGGGAGAGCGUUCCAAUGCACACAUUUGCCAAGUAUCUCUUCACUUCUCUCCUACCUCACGAUGCUGAAUUGGCAUACACAAUUGCACUGAGAGCAAUGCGGUUACUAGUAUUGGAAUCUACUGCUCCAACGGGAGACCUCACCCGCCCACACCACAUUGCAUCAGUUGUUCCUAACCGCUACCCUCGUUGGUUCACUCUAAGCCACAUUGAAUCCCAGCAGUGCGAGCUGGCAUCCACCAUGUUAACUGCAGCCAAAGGCGAUGUUCGGAGGCUGGAAACAGUAUUAGAAUCCAUCCAGAAAAAUAUUCACUCCUCAUCACACAUCUUCAAGCUUGCCCAAGACGCAUUUAAAAUAGCAACUCUCAUGGACAGUUUGCCAGACAUCACUCUUUUGAAAGUGUCUCUGGAGCUGGGUCUGCAGGUUAUGCGGAUGACACUGUCUACCUUAAAUUGGCGACGGCGGGAGAUGGUGAGGUGGCUGGUCACGUGUGCUACUGAAGUCGGUGUUUAUGCCCUGGACAGCAUCAUGCAGAGCUGGUUUACACUAUUUACUCCCACCGAGGCCACAAGUAUAGUUGCGACGACGGUGAUGUCCAACAGCACCAUUGUCCGCCUCCACCUGGACUGCCACCAGCAGGAAAAGCUGGCCAGCAGUGCCCGGACCCUCGCGUUGCAGUGUGCCAUGAAGGACCCUCAGAACUGUGCUCUCUCUGCGCUAACCCUUUGUGAGAAGGAUCACAUAGCUUUUGAGACGGCUUACCAAAUCGUUCUUGACGCUGCUACAACUGGCAUGAGCUACACACAGCUCUUCACCAUAGCACGGUACAUGGAGCACCGCGGGUACCCCAUGAGGGCCUAUAAGCUGGCCACCCUGGCCAUGACCCAUCUCAACCUGAGCUACAAUCAGGACACGCACCCUGCCAUUAAUGAUGUUUUGUGGGCCUGUGCGCUUAGCCACUCCCUUGGUAAAAAUGAGCUUGCAGCUAUAAUACCUCUGGUGGUCAAAAGUGUCAAAUGUGCAACGGUACUGUCAGACAUUUUGCGCAGAUGCACGCUGACCACUCCCGGCAUGGUGGGACUGCACGGCAGGAGGAACUCUGGUAAGCUCAUGUCACUGGACAAAGCCCCCUUGAGGCAACUCUUGGAUGCCACGAUCGGGGCCUACAUCAACACGACGCACUCGCGGCUCACGCACAUCAGCCCUCGGCACUACAGUGAGUUCAUCGAGUUCCUUAGCAAGGCCCGAGAGACCUUCCUCAUGGCGCAUGACGGACACAUUCAGUUUACACAGUUCAUUGACAACCUGAAACAGAUCUACAAAGGCAAAAAGAAACUGAUGAUGUUGGUUCGGGAGAGGUUCGGUUGAUAGAACUUGUAUGAAUGGG
Molecule: messenger RNA, 3685 nt
Organism: Lepus europaeus (European hare)
Lineage: Eukaryota; Metazoa; Chordata; Mammalia; Lagomorpha; Leporidae
Gene: ZSWIM6
Product: zinc finger SWIM-type containing 6
Exons: 14
Coding region: 1-3666 (1221 amino acids)
Cellular component (GO): Cul2-RING ubiquitin ligase complex
Molecular function (GO): zinc ion binding
Source: RefSeq, a predicted model, not a curated record